Trypanosoma conorhini is the source of this 2922-nucleotide messenger RNA. RefSeq lists its product as uncharacterized. Gene Ontology annotation, molecular function: metallopeptidase activity. NCBI's taxonomy places the organism in Eukaryota, Euglenozoa, Kinetoplastea, Trypanosomatida, Trypanosomatidae. The transcript has a single exon. Bases 1 to 2922 code for a protein of 973 amino acids. The record is from RefSeq and is a predicted model, not a curated record.
AUGCGUGUCUUUUUUUUGCUCUGCGGCCUGUCGCUGGUGUGUCUCGUCCUGGGCGUUGCGCGAAGAUGCAGUGCGGCGGAUGGGGCACCAACCUUCAGAGCGGUGCAGCAGGUCCCCGGCGAUUGGGUGACGCGGUCCAUCACGUUUCUUUCCGCAGGGUACGCGGUGGAGGAGGAGGCUAUUUUUCAAAGUGACGUCGAUCGUUGUGUCAGCGCCUUGCACGGCAGAAUCCGCGGUGUCACUGCAGAGCCGUGGGACAGGUACGCGUCGUCACUCAACAUAUACGCCGUGUUUCAGUCCUCAGCGGUGUCGGGCGUCGCUGUGAAGGGAGAAUCGAAGAGUGGGCGAAACAAUCUUGGAUGCUCUAUUGUCCUCGCCUAUCCACCCGCCGUAAGUUGUGACCUGAGCGCCGUCUUCACAUUGGCAGCUUACGCCCCUGUCCGGGACCUUGUUGUUGUGCUGGUGAACCAGCCCAACCAUGUGGUGGGGGUGGGUGGAAAAUCCCUUGCGAUUUUCACCAAUGAUCCGUUGUUUAUGCCGUUCUUUGCUAUUCGCGAGCUAAGCAAAGCCGUUGCCUCACUGAGCUCGGAGUACGCUUCUGGCGUGGAGGAGAAGCGUGCCGUGCAAGUGCCCAACUGCGCCUCCUCCAUUGAGGCGGCGCGUGCGGCGUGGGGUCAUUGGAUUGGUCAGGGACUGGCUGAUGAAACGCCGUCUCAAGGUUGUUUCUUCAACAAUUACUACCGUCCGACGAGGCAAGCUUGCAUGCUGCGCAAUUCCUCGGUAGGAGAAUUAUGCGCUGUCUGCAAGGAGCAGGUGAACCUUGCGCUCCUUUCUGUGGACUUGAAUGCUUCCGUGGCACCUACACGCUGCACAAGCGCCGCCCCCACGUUGCUUGUCAGUCAUUCACAAGGCCUUCAGCUCCAUAUCGGAGAGAUUAAAGGGAUGACGAACAUGAAGGUGGAAUGGAGGCUUGCGGACGGAUCUAUCGUGGACACCGCCAACGCUUCUCAGCUGGUGAUCUCCUCAGAUGUGCUGCGGAGCUGGCGGUUACCGACGGAGGUAUGUGCCGUCAUUACAGAUAAUUCCCCGCAUAUUCGACCAAAGUGGCGUACGAGGCUUCCUCGACGAGUGGCGUCGUUUAGGCUUGCUUCCGAUGCAGCGUGGUCUCCGGUUAGCCUGAAAAGGUGUGGGUUGUCCGAGGUGUGCACAUCGUGUGAAGAGCCCCAUUGUAACGAAACUGCUAUUCCCCACUCAAAAGUUAUAAAAUGGGCUGUGGAAGAAGAUGUGAACGUGCGAAGAGAAAAUUACAUGAUUUUGGUUUUUAUCUGCAGCACUGUUGCUCUUGUUUUGCUUCUAACUGUGUUGGUUUUAUAUUUUCGUUGCUACUUAAGACGACCUCAUGAAAUAUUUUUCACCGCUUGCACGGACAGGGUGAUCCGCGGGGCCAUUCUUAUACUUUCUGUUAUUAUAACAUGCAUGUCUACGUUUACAUUGGCAGCAAUUCUUCUUUUUAUCGAGAAUCAUUCCAUUUUCUGGCGACAGUUGUUUGUUCCUUUUUUUGUCAUUACGGCAGCGACGUACCUGCUUUCGCUUUUGAAUUUUGUGUCUGUGGUCUUUCGUCUGUACGUGUCGACCAUCAUUUGCGGUGCCGUGCUACUCCUUAUUGGGCUGCUUCACGCAGUAUUAGGCACGCUUUUGGGACUUGCGGCAGUGCUCGCGAAGGACGCCCUAACUGGUUACGUGGCGUCCCAAUGGAUGGACACGGCACGCAACAACCCGAUCCAGAUAAGUCGUCUCCAGUCCCACCUGAAAUGCAGUGGGUUUUUUGUCGCUUGCCUUGAGGUUGUUUCGUCCAUCUGUCCGGUUGGAAGUGAGAGUAACUUGUAUGUCGAACCGUGUGCGACAGCCUUCGUGGAUGCCGUUCACGCUGCGCAUACGCCUCUAGUCGCGUCUGCCCUUAUCACGGGAGCCCUACUUAUUGUAUGCGCACCCCUUGACUUUGUGUUUGUGCUGCGUUCGCUCCACCUCUCGAGGAUGGGGCGACGACGACGGACGUACCGCAAUGACCCGCAAGCGGCAGUGUUGCCCCUAACUUUUGCGGAGGCAAGGAGGGUGCAUCGUAUGUUUGACAGGAGCUCCGAUAAAUACAGUAAAACGUUGGCGGGUCAGCGCGUCAGUGGGUUUUUGGAAAGGGCGUUUAACACAAAACUUAAGCCGGAAGAGAAAAUAAUGUUUGUGUCUGAAGGCCCUGUCACCUUCAAGAGACUCAUGUCACUUUUCUUCCCCCACUUUGCCACCGCACGCAUGGACCCCCGCCAGUUAACACCGGAGGAGGCACAAGUGGCCCAAGGUGUGUUUGAGUUGCAGUGCUGCCAGUUCCAAAAACUGUGGCAGUUCGCCAUGACAUCUGCGGCGCUCUCGCCAGGGACACUGUUCAACCUGUUUCGUUCCUACACGUGUGAUCACUUUGUCGUGGAGCCGCAUGAAUUUCUCGCGAUCAUCAAGAAGGCGGCGGAUGCAAACUCUGCAGAGGCUGCAAUGUGUCGGGGACUGACAGCCUUCGAGCUGGAGGGGCUGCGUAAUGCGUGGGCGGUGCUAAAACCAAGCAUUGUGGGCGACCUGAAUGAGGAGCAGAUUGCUUUAUUCUACCAAUGGACCCACCGUGCUGCUCUCCGCGGGGACGAACAUUUGAAGGAGUGGAAGCAAUUCCUCGACGUGCGGAAGCGCGGGGGCAUUGGGUGGGGCGAAUUCUGUUAUCCCUUUGCCAAGCGUGCCCUUCUAUGGAGAGCACGUGAAUUUUUGAGCAAUCUUGGGAAGGAGGUGCCUCCCGAGCUGCUCAGGAAGGAGUUGGUACAGUGGCGAUUCGGAGAUGCGGUGGUAAAUGCCAUUUUUUUUGCCAUACGAAGAGGCGAUUCCUAUUGA